This is a messenger RNA of Aspergillus mulundensis, 597 nucleotides long. RefSeq names its product Cnl2/NKP2 family protein. Bases 1 to 597 code for a protein of 198 amino acids. NCBI's taxonomy places the organism in Eukaryota, Fungi, Ascomycota, Eurotiomycetes, Eurotiales, Aspergillaceae. The transcript has a single exon. Gene Ontology annotation, cellular component: Mis6-Sim4 complex; kinetochore. The record is from RefSeq and is a predicted model, not a curated record. Gene Ontology annotation, biological process: chromosome segregation.
AUGGCGCCGUCAGAGACCUCCAUCCUCAGCAAUUUUUUGCUGUCUGCGGCCUCUUUACCACAGGUCAUGUCAUUGCGACAGUUUACAGAGCUAUUUCCUAAGCGUCUGCGGUCUCAUCCGCAUAUCAGGGUUCUGUACCGUGAGCUACAGCAGCUCCGAGAACAAGAUAUGGACAUAGUCAAUGAAAAUAUUGACAAAGAAGUCCGUCAAGGGGAUAGUCAGAAAGCAGAACUCCGGAAGUCUAUUGCAAAAACCGGUGUUGAUGGCUCUAGCUCAAACGAUCAACGAGAAAUGGACAUGGAUGUUCAACUAUUUGGCUCUACGUCGGCUUCCUCUGCCGAGCAUCACACGGUCUCAAGCCUUCUGUCGGCAAUGGAGGCAGCCUGCGCUGAUAUCGAGCGUGAAGUAGCCGGGGUGGACGGAGAGGCGGCCAGCCUCCUGUCCGAGCUCAAUACUACCGUUGGUGACUUGAGUGAUCUGCGAUACGGGAAGAUGCACGGCUCCGUGGGGGCAACCGAUGAGGAGGUCGUUAGCGAGGCCAUCCGGGGACUUGAUAACCUCGAGGAUGCGUGCUAUCGUAAGAGCAGCGCUCCAUAG